Molecule: messenger RNA, 1425 nt
Organism: Amphiprion ocellaris (clown anemonefish)
Lineage: Eukaryota; Metazoa; Chordata; Actinopteri; Pomacentridae
Gene: rogdi
Product: rogdi atypical leucine zipper
Exons: 11
Coding region: 111-1004 (297 amino acids)
Cellular component (GO): RAVE complex
Source: RefSeq, a predicted model, not a curated record
GAUCCUUCGCUAAGCUACUGGGCAGUGAGACACCCACCCGAGUCUCUUGUCGAGGAGAGGACAGGGUUUUAAGGUGUUAACGGAGGGGUCGCUUAUGUUGAUUCCACAAAAUGCUAAACACGCAGAGAUCUCUGUCCGAGCUGCCCAAGAUGUCCGCUGCCAGUCAGGUGGAGAGGGCAGUGCUGGAGGAGGAAUUCAACUGGCUGCUGAAAGAAGAAGUACAUGCCGUCCUAAAACAGCUCCAGGAUGUCCUUAAGGAGGCAUCUAGACGUUUCUCAAUGCCAACACCAGGCCUGGAGAGUCAGCUCAAACAGGAGAACUUCAUCCUCGGCAGCUCAACCAUGGAUCAAGUGAAGGGCGUGCUGACUUUACAGGGAGAUGCUCUGACUCAGACUGACAUAAACCUGAAGGUUGCGAAGAGCAGCCAAGUGCUACACUUUCAGUUCAGAGAAGACAAGCAAUGGAAACUGCAGCAGAUCCAGGAUGCCAGGAACCACGUGAACCAGGCUCUGCAGCUGCUGAGCAGCCGUGAUGAGAGCUACCACUUUAAGACCGGUGCUGAAGUUAACAAGCUCAUGGAUGCAGUGAUGCUCCAGCUGACACGAGCAAGAAACCGCCUCACUACCCCAGCCUCCUUGACACUCCCUGAGCUGGCCACCAGUGGUCUGAUGAAAAUGUUCACCCCUCCCAUGCCAGGAGACGUGAUGGUCAACUUUUACAUCAACUUAAGCAAACUGUGUCUGACUGUCUACCAGCUCCAUGUACUUCCUCCAAAUACCACCAAGAAUUUCAAGCCAGCUGGCAGCUCAGUGUUGCACAACCCCGGAGCAAUGUUUGAGCUCAACAACAACCGCUUUGAAGUGAGUCACGUUCAUAAGGUGGAAUGUGUGGUACCGUGGCUCAACGACACGCUGGUGUUUUUCACCAUCUCCCUGCAACUCUGUCAGCAGCUCAAGGACAAGAUUUCAGUCUUCUCCAGUUUCUGGAACUACAGACCUUUCUAAUCUUCCUCCUGUCCAUCCUCCAAUGACCGGUCAGACCCAAACUAAGCACUCCAUUACACCCUCAAGGAUGUGUAAGGGACACCCUGGGAAGAUUUUAUUUUUAUAUGUGUUUUUCAUGCAAUCAUUCAGCCUGAAAUGUUGCAUGAUUAGUCAGGAGCCAUUUAGAUCCAAACAGAUGUCAGCAUUUCCUAUACCCAGUAAACACAGCUGACCGACAUUCCUCUUAUAUAUAUAUAUAUAUAUAUGUGUGUAUUACAUCUCAGCGUACUGACUUAAACUUCUUAAUGACUGAAUGUGAUUGUUGUGCUUUACUAUUGGAAUAAUUUUUUGUUACGUUAAAGCAAUUUGGUUCUUACUAUUUAUCUAAUUUUCAGCCAAACGUUAUCAACUGUAACAACUGGAAUACUAAUUUUAACCAGUA